This is a messenger RNA of Poeciliopsis prolifica (blackstripe livebearer), 3878 nucleotides long. RefSeq names its product reticulophagy regulator family member 2 (gene retreg2). Lineage: Eukaryota; Metazoa; Chordata; Actinopteri; Cyprinodontiformes; Poeciliidae. The record is from RefSeq and is a predicted model, not a curated record. The coding region runs from base 151 to 1845 and encodes 564 amino acids. The transcript has 9 exons.
GCUUCUGAACUUUUUAAGUUUAGAUUCAGUGUCUUUUAUUUUGAAGGGAGUCAUCCGGAAACUGUAGCUUUCAUUGAGCGUGUCGUCUUGACAGACCGUUCCAUAUACCCCGUGAUCUCCAAAACAACACAACAAAAGUGGGGAAAAAACAUGGCGAGCGGAGAGGAGGCCACAAAACGCCCCUUGGUAACCUCCUCUUCGGUCGGCCUGGAGGAUCUGUUCCCCGCCGGGACCUCGGAGCAGGCGUGCGGGGACGGGAACCCGGAGCUCGAUCGCUUGCGGGAGCGUCUCCAAGCCUGGCUGUCGCCGUACGAGCCCCUGCUGCUGUGGGUGCAGAGGCUGCUGGUCUGGGAGAGGCCGCUGUAUAGCGUCUCAGCCGCCCUGACUCUUAACACUUUAUUCUGGCUCCUGUCCUCCACUUCCCUGCGGCCCCUGUUCCUGCUGAGCGUGUCCCUGCUGGGCCUCAUGCUGCUGGAGAGAUGGAAGCCCAAGUUACCCAUCAUUACAAUUCAACAUGCUGAGGCUGAACCUGCACAAAGCCCAACUUUGAGUUCGGAGCAUCAUCUGCUCAGCGUCCCGGAGCUCAGCCACCACCUCGCCGAGAGCUACGUGACCUGCUGCCUGUAUCUGCAGGAGAUGCUGCAGUACAAACACAGAAACCAUGGAAGGUUCUGCGCGAUGAUGUGCAGCGGCUGCUUUGUUCUCGCUCUGGUUGGUCAUUAUGUGCCAGGAAUCAUGAUUUCAUAUAUCAUAGCCCUAAGCGUGCUGCUGUGGCCCCUGGUGGUGUAUCAUGAGCUGAUCCAGAGGAUGUACACCGGCUUGGAGCCGAUUCUGAUGAAACUGGACUACAGCAUGAAGGGCGACACUGAGCACCGGAAGCACGACAAGAGGAAGGUAAAAAAGGAGCUGGAGGAGGGGGAUGAGCCCAGAGCAGAAACAGAAAGUGAGAGCGAGGAAGAGGAGGAAGAACUGUCCUGUUUUGCUCCAACGGUGGAUGUGAAAACGACAGCUCUGGCAAUGGCCAUCACAGACUCUGAACUGUCAGAUGAAGAAGCGUCCAUAUUGGAGAGCGGAGGCUUCCCCGUCUCUAGGGCCACCACGCCUCAACUGACUGAUUUCUCUGAAGACCUGGACCAGCAGAGUUUCCACAGUGACCCAGAGGAGGCCUUCCUGCGGGAUCUUCCUGAGUUCCCCUCCGUUGAUGAGUUCCCCUCCAUAGAGCACAGUCUGCUUCACUUCCCCCCGCGAGUUCAGGCCGAUGGCGGCCAGUCGGAGAAGGAACCGCUGAGUCCCGCCACGCUCCUCAUCCAGCAUCUGGCGUCGCCUCUGCACUUCGUGAACACGCAUUUCAACGGACACGGGCGGCCACCAGGGGGCGAGGAGGGUGCCCUGCCAGCAGCUGGGGUAAGAGAAGAGGUGGAGGAGAAGGCGGCGGUGAGUCAAGGCACGCAGCGCUCCUUGGAGGCUCUGAGCGAGGAGAUAGUGAGCACGGCCAUCUCCACCGUCGUGCAGAACACUCUGUCUGCGCUGCUGCGCUCCGGCGAGGAUCCCUCCCUGGCCGACUUCCUCCCGACCGAAACCCUACCGGGCGCUCUGGAGUCACCCAGCCAGUCCGCCGACACUACAGUGGGAGUCCCGGAUCCGGACAGAGACCCAGAGGACGGGGCUACGACGACAGAAAGGGCUGCUGGCGAAGAAUACCCGGAUGACACUCUAGUAGCAACUGAGGAAGAGGACUUUGAGCUUUUGGACCAAAGCGAACUGGAGCAGGAGGACGAGGGUCUGGACAGACAGGUGGGCGGGGCAGAUCCAGGUCCAGACGCACCUCAGCAACAACAGUCAUAGCCCCACUGGUCCCCCUUCCAUCUGCUUUUGCUUUGAUUUGUACAUCAUAUCCAUAAAAUCCCCAAAUGUAUAAAUAUAUAUGUCUUUCUCUCUGUUUAAUAGUGAUACUCCAUUCAGUGAAACAAAACUCUACUGUACCUUUUAAAGGGGACGUAUUAUAGGAUAUUUUAUUGAAGAGCUGCCCAUUCUAAUGCGUUUACAGUCGAACUUCUUCCAUUUUCUUUACAAAAUUAAAAGCUGGUUCUGAUUAACCAGCAGCCAGCACUUUGUAGAAAAGUUCAAAUUUCUAACAUGUUACGGAAAAAUUCCUAAAUUAUCCUGUUGACAUGCAGGGCAAGUCAGAGGUUUACUCAUCAUGGGAAAGAGUUCUGUCAGUCUUUUUCUUUUUGUUAAGUUAGAAUAACAAUACUGCUUUUUUUUUCUUUCUUAAAGAGAACAGGAAGAACUUUAAAUUUUUAAAAGAUUUUCUCUAAUCCAUGUUUAUAUUUUUUUAAAGAGAUUGUCAUGGAGGGAAACAAAAUUAAAAGAUGCUUCUGCGUAGCCAGUUUCUCAACUGCUGCAGUAAAUGAGACACUGUUACGCCAAUAUCCAUGCUGUUACAUAAACAUAGACGUUACUUUGUUUAGAAACGUAUUUAAAUUUGCCUUAUAGUUGAUUCCAGAAGCAUUUUCCAAUGCAGAACAACUGUCCUGUUGCAUGGACACCACUGGAUGUUUGUUACUUUUCAUUAGUCCUGUCUUCAUUCUUUUUGUCCACCAACUCUAGUGGCAAUGAGACCACACCAUGAUGCUGCCACCACCGUGCUUGACCUAUGGAACCAUGGAGUUUAACGAAACUGCUUCCCAUGAUGAGUGUGUCUGAACCAUAAAUGUGUCCCCUGGUUGCGACGGUACAGUAGAGGUUUGUGUCGUUUUCCUCCUGAAUGUCUGAGGCAGAACCUGAGUGAAGGAUUAUCGGUUACGGGUUGUGUUCGCCUGGCAACCAGAAUCUGGCUCCUGAUGACAGUAGCUAAUUCCCUGAGUCCGUCCCCGAGCAUAAGUUUGUCAGAAGGUAAAAAUGAUGGAUUUAGAUUUAUAACUAUUAAUAUAUGCUAUAAAUUAUUUAAAUUAACAGCCAGCUAGUAUAGAAAGACUGAACGUUUAUUUUUAUCCUUUUGGCUACCAUAUUAAUUGUAUAUAGGUGUUUUAAUGGCACGGUGUACAUGCAGAUGUAAAUUGUAGGAAAAUUACAUGAAUCCUUUACUGAACCUCUGCAUUUUCGUUAAAAAAAAAAAAAAAAAGAAAAUUUUUUUUAGUGACUCGUUGCCUGAAAAUUGCAGCUUUGUCAUUAUUGGAUGUUAUGAAUAUAGAAAUGGCACACAAGUGACUUUUAUGCGUGGUGAAACAGAAGAAGGAUGCAAUUUUUUUUUCUAUUGUCAUCUGUACAUAAUUGGUCCAUUUGUGACUGAAAAAAAAAGUAAUAUAGGCCCUACAUGUGUAUAGCUGUCACUGUUUGUUACUGUUCAUGCAUGCGGUGUAUUUCGCAUGUAGGAUAAUUUUAUUUUCAGGGGACUUAGCCUAAUUUUUUUUGGGUUUUUUCUUCCUUUUCUUGUAACGGCUCGGUAAUUAUUACAACAAUUUGCUCAGAAGUGAUCGAGUCCGUACGGAGGGGCCUUCUCUGCUUUCAUAAACGACUCAGCAUCCGACUCAGGUUGUACAAAAGCGAACAAGACGCAGUGGAAUAUGUCUCCGUUUCCUGACCGGUCGUAGUGCAUCGUAUUUCUACUAAUCUCUGAUCUGUUUUCUCCCAGUUGCUAAUAGUGUAGAAAUGCAAAAAAAAAAAAAAAAAAAGAUGGGAAGUGUAUUUUCUGCAUGUAAAAACAGCACUCUGUUCAAGUUUUCCUUGUCUUCAGACAAAGUACUGCACAACUUGUGAUGGGGAAAAAACCCCCGAAAAAAACAAACAAACCAUUGAAUGCUUCAGGUGAAAAGAGGUUCAGUUUGAUAUUUUGUUACUAAUGAUGGAAAUAAAAGUUUAAUGUUUAAAGACUUCUA